AUCAAGAAUUCGAGGACUUCGAGCUAGCGCCAUUGAGAUACCGCCCAGAAGGACUCGAACAAUUGAGCGAAGCAACAAGAUUCACCAAAGAGGAGCUGCAAUUUAUGUAUCGGGGGUUCAAGCAGGAGUGUCCGACGGGCGUCAUUUCAGAAGAAACCUUCAAGGAGAUCUAUGGCAAAUUCUUCCCCCUGGGAGGCCAGCCAGACGACGGCUCCGGAAGAAACUCAGCCAUGUACGCCCACUAUGUGUUCGGAACGAUGGACCAGGACGGGUCCGGCUCCAUCACCUUCGGGGACUUCAUCAUGGGUCUGUCGGUGUUGCUGAAGGGAACGCUACAGGAGCGAGUCAACUGGAUCUUCAACCUCUACGACAUCAAUAACGACGGGUACAUCACCAAGGAGGAGCUGAUUGACAUCGUGACGUCCAUCUAUGACCUCUUGGGUGACCAGGGUAAUCCCAGCAUUGACGACGGUACGGCCAUUGACCACGUGGACAAGGUCUUUGAGAAGCUGGACCUGAACAAGGACGGAGUGGUCACUAUGGAUGAGUUCAUGGAAUACUGCUCCAAGAACGAGAAUGUCAUCCAAUCUAUGAACAUCUUCGACGAGAUCUAGUGUCACGUCAUCUGGGCAGUGACGGCAACAGCGCCCUGACGUCACCUAAUGUUUACCUACGUCACCAGUGUGCCUGGUGACACAAUAGAUGUCAACAGUCCUGGAGAGUCAUGGCAAAUGCGCUACGAGACAUGCAUUCUCUCUACUGCGACCUCCGUCGAUGGCCAAAGUCUAUUCGCUAAUCAGUUUAGUGGCUGGUGACUUCAAGUUGAUUGAAGCGGAAGAAUGUAAACCUUAGCCAAUGCUAAAGUCGGGGAAAUAAGGAGUUGGCGAAUGCUGAAAUCCACCAAAUUUAAUGCUCGGCGACGAUGAAGCCAAGGUGUUAACAAAUCUGUGGGAGUUGGAUUCGUCGGUUGUGUAAUGGAUUUGUAGGUCCAGCCGACACGUGUGUGUACCCGAAAUCACCUCAAGAUAACCUCAAGAUAACCACCAGCAGGCCUUGGCUACCCGGACCCUGGAAGGUGAUGACCAAGUUCACUCAUUUGCCCUCCUCGACGGUUCUUCAAGUCGACGAGUGUCAAAAAUGCUGAAUGUUGAAGUCGAUAAUUAUCAUGAAACUCCUGAAAACUGCCUUGUCCCCCCCCCCCCAAUACCGAAAUGAAUUAUUGUCGUGGGUCGAUUAAAGUCGACUACAAUUCCAUUAGUAAUUUGGGAGUCAACGACUGACUGCCUAAAGUGUCGAGUAAGAUCCUGGAAUUGAACAAUCCAGUGAAUUCAACUUGAACAAGCGUUGUCUCAGUGUGGCUGAGUGCAUCUGAUCGCAUAUAUCCCUACACACGCUCUGAUAUUUACGAAUAAAAUGCAACAUAGAAUCUGAAAUAUAAAAACAACAAUUUGAAAGACUUCAAAGAUGACAGAAAAAAUAUAUAAAUCGACUGGAUUUAUAUAUAUAUAUAUUUGGGAAAGCCUAAUAAAGAUAAACUCUGAUCAACCCAUCACACUGAGUCUAGCCUAGUCUUCAAGGGUUCCAUGUGACAAGUGAAUAUAUUACUCAGUGAACAGUGAGCAUAUUACUCAGACAUGUCUCAUAUUGACACAUUGACAACAUACACUCAAGAAUAGUCUUACUAAAUAAGUUCUCUUGUUACACUGUUAUACGUGAAUAUGUGUAUAUAUAUAUAUAUAUAUAUAUAUAUAUAUAUACAUAUAUCAUACUUGGUUCAGGCAUAUCGUCAUGCAAGGGGGGUAUGUUAAAUAAUAAUAUAUAUUACAUGAAGCUAAUUAACGAUCUUUGAUGUGAUUUACAUCACUUCUUCAAUCAGCCCACAUGAUGUGAAUGAUCGUCUUAACACACACACACACACACACACACACACACACACAAUGUAUAUAUAUAUAUGAAAUUGUAAUCUAUGACGUAUCUGCCACGUGUACAAAUCAUAUAUUAGUAACAAUUUGAUAUCAAAGAAUUCCUCAGCUUGUAAAGUGCAGUAGUUUAGCGUGAGAGGUUAUAAGGCCUAGUCAGUGGACUCUUGUUGUCUCACACACACACAGCAAAGAAACCAUUCUUUCAGGGCUACUUAUAUUCAUUGGCAUAUUUAUCAGAUUUUUCUUGUUUUUUUUGCUGUGGAUUUAUUUUGUAAGUCCCACAGAAGUGACGGGUUGAGUUCCUGGUGCGCGACAGUGGUUGGGUGGGAUUCCUAGGUCCCUAGCUUGCGGAGAGACUGUUGAAAGAAAAAGGUUAGAAGAAUAGGAGAGGAAGAGAAGAGAUAAUUGGGCCGAGAGGUGACAGAAGUGAUGAAGGCAGAGCGAGAAGAUCCAGGAGAGAGCGAAGGAGAAGUUACUUAGUGUAAUGUGGUGCUCAAUUUUCAGAGUCUGACGACUCCGGAAUUUUUUAAGCCCGCCAGCAACUUCGGGGGUGACUUAUCAAUUUAUUUCUGGUUGCUUGUGGACACCUUCUGUUAAGUCCACUCUGCCGGGAAGGCUGCACUUUAAGCCCAGGUUAGGACCAAGACCAAUAUAGAACCAAGUCCAGGUUAGGACCAAGUCCAGGUUAGGACCAAGUCCAGGUUAGGACCAAGCCCAGGUUGGGACCAAGCCCCGGAAAAGACCAUACCCAUGUUAUGACCAUACCCGGGUUAAGAUAAACCCACAAACUGAUGUCAAAUAACUAUUAUUUUGUUCCUUUUAUCCAGAGUUUAUGAAUGAGCCUCACUCGCCUUGUAAACGGACAUACGGCCAUAGCAACGUGUAAAGCACGACCACCUUAGGAAGAAGCUAAGUCACACUCGAGUCACGACACAGCGAGCUAACACCCGUUACCUACAUCAGAUUCCUGAAUCCUGUAUCCCGAAAUUCCUGUAUCUUAAUAGGCUCUCUCUGUACUGUUUAAUGAGCUUAUUAUUAACAUUUUAUAAAGACUGAGCUUUAUUUAACUUAUCCUGUUAGGUACAAGAUAAAGCUGGAGCUGUGUGCACCUAAGCCUUCGUACAAUCAGUUGAUUUGAUUUCACUGAUGCUGGAAAAUCGGUAAUGUGAUUGUGAUGGAGUUUGCCUAUCUGCUCACGUCUCCCUGGAACAAGAUAUUCUAUUCAGUUGCUUUUCUCAGUAGAGGGCUGGCUGGCCAGUUCCCAGGGUCUCAUAGCCAGAUUGUGGGAGUUGAUUCUUCUCCUCGAUCUGUCGGGAUAGCCAUUGUAGCGAAGACAACCCGGGGCCUGAUGGACCAACACAGCUCUGGGGUGUGAGGGUUAGUUACACCAGGUCGUUGGUGUGUUGUGAUAUGAUGGGAUGGAGGAACACGGACAUUGGGGAAAGCGACAAAAUUGUCCAGAUCAAACACUGCUGAAUGUUCAUAAAAUUCUGUAUUUAGGUGAUUCUUGUUGAGGUCUCUCUCUGUCUCUGUCUCUGUCUCUGUCUCUCUUUCUCUGUCUCUCUGUCUGUCUCUCUCUCUCUCUCUGUCUCUCUCUCUCUCUCUCUCUCUCUCUCUCUCUCUCUC
Molecule: messenger RNA, 3548 nt
Organism: Procambarus clarkii (red swamp crayfish)
Lineage: Eukaryota; Metazoa; Arthropoda; Malacostraca; Decapoda; Cambaridae
Source: RefSeq, a predicted model, not a curated record